GGAUGCACGAAAAGUGUAACCCAUACGACAAGUCUCGAACUCAGAUGCGUCGCACUCAAAUCAUGCCUUGCGCUUUUGAAGCAACCGUGUGUAGAAAAGUGAAAAAUCUCAAUCUCGUACAAUGUUCGUGGUUGAUCCAGUAGUUUGCUGUAACGUGUCACGUCGACAAUCCCGAGGGAAUAGUUCAUCCAAUAAACUUAUUAGAAAAAAUUUACUGUCGAUCAAGAAGCUCGGCAGAGUCAAUGCAGACCUGCACUGAAAGAGUUGAACAACACGUCCCGCCGUCACUUCUCUGGGCUGCACGGUUCCUGCUUGACUAACAGGGAAAGAAGCAUGUAAUCAUUUCUGAUUCAUUCAGCUGUGACUUUACAGCAUCACUGUUGCUAUGCAGUUCAUUAUGACUCAGGGACGUACAAGAUUAUGUUUCGUCUUGGACGAAGAAUCUGCGAGUACGACCGAAAGAGGAUAUAUUUUAUGGCCUUGUCUUUCUGCACACUUCAAGCUUCCAGAGUCCUCACUUUCUAAGUUAGCAGAACAGCAUUGACGAAGUUCACAAACCACAGCCUCUCACACUUGGAACACUGAAGCAUCUGCUGCAGUGCUCGUCUGUUGUCACGAGCUGUUUUGGUAUCAAGUUCAACUCCGUGCGUCGUAUCCGGAAUCUAACUCAGAAAUUCCUUGUGAGUACCGAAUUCCAAGGAAUCCUGUCUGUCGUGCGAAAAAAGUGGGCCUUCUUCCAAGAAAGGUUUCGUGUCCCAUGAACACUAACAUUCUCCCAUACUGCAGAUCCUCGUUGUAUGAGAUUUGGAGAGCUUUAAUUACAUUAAGAAUGUCCUUGUUCGGCCGUAUGCAGAACCCCAGGCACAGUUUCCCAUGCAUGUCCAUAGCAAGCUAUGCGGCUGUAGCGCAAGAGGUUUGGUUCCCCCGCAUCUGAACUUAUCGGGACUAAGCUGGUGUGCGUCACGUUCUCCUCGGAAGCGACAGUGAUACAUUAGCAAGAGAAAAGGACAAUACACUCAGUGGUUUGUCUUCCAAUGAAAGAUCACGUGUAGCCAAAUUUCCUACCACGCUUCACCAUAAGACCUUCCCAGAGGUAACUCAGAGUUUGGUGGAUCACGAUCAGCUCCUAGAAGUGUGAAUAUGUUGGUUAUCAAACUGGACAUUUGUUAAAACAUCUCGAUUGUCAAAGGCAAUCAGCAGAGGCAUGGGUCUCGAAGUCAAAGCAGGACGAGAUUGAAGGUCAGAGAGUGUGCAAUGGAGAUCUUAGAGUUGAUGAUAAAACGUCCUGCUGCUUACAUCGAGCAGGUAACUCUGACCCCUGAAGAUGGACGUGGCAGAUAUGCACGCACGGCGGAAAGAUAUGUGUUGAAUGCGUUUUUACCUGUUGUCUACGACUUGAUAGACCACAUGAGCCUUCAGGUUGGGUCAGGUGCAAUUGCUAUUGCAGACUUGGGAUGCUCCAUGAGCCCAAACACUAUCACGAAUAUGGAGUCCAUUAUCAAACGCUUGAGUGAAAGAUAUAGAGCGAAUCCUGGACGAGACUCUGAAGGCAGUGAAGAGGUUCCAGAAUUUCAAGCCUUUUUCAACGAAUUGCAGGGUCACGAUUUCAACACCCUGUUCCAGCUUAUCAACAUUUCAAAGACAACUGCAGCAGAGCAAGGUGACGGUGAAGCUGUUCAGUACUUUGCAUCAGCUGUCACAGGAUCUUUCUAUGACCGUGUACUGCCUUCUUCCAGUGUCCAUCUUGUGAUGUCAUCUCUUGCGCUCCACUGGAUCUCCAAGAUUCCUACAGCUGUUUUAGACAGCAAUUCUCCCGCUUACAAUGGAGGUCAUACGGACUUGCAUCGAUCCAGCCGAGCAACUCUGGAUGCUUAUGCAGAGCAAGCAGAGAAAGAUUUGGUGGACUUUUUAUCAGCUAGGGCGGCUGAAUUGGUAACUGGAGGAUCGAUGUUCUUGGUAUUUGGAGCCAGGGAUCACUAUAUACCAUACAGAGUUGUCGAUGAAUCCUUCGAAGCUCACGAAACUGUCUGGAAUGAAUUAGCUCAAGAGGGUGAGGUGGCCGAAGACCUGCGAGACUCCUUCAAUCCGCUAACAUACUAUCGAUCGUUCAGUGAGGUGGACAAAGUACUGCAUGCCUUUAGAUCAGUGUUUGAAGUGGUAACGAAAACACUGUUCCGCAACCUCAUAUCCAUCUGUCUACAGGGUGAGUCAGAUGUCAAGAAGAGAGCUCAUAUGUGUGCAUCCAUCACAAGGGGAAUGUACUCCAACAUCCUGGAAUCACAUUUCGGGGAGAGAGUGACCAGCCUCUUCAUGCAUAGGCUUCAACAACACUUGCUAGAGAGAAUCAAAAGCAACAACAUCUAUGCGGAUCGUGCUCAUCAAGGUUGUUUUCUUAGUCUUGUCCUGCGUAGAAAGUAGGACAAAUCGUUGCAUCUCGCAGAUUGGUGGCUCAAAUCCAUCAUCAAGUUUCGAAGUACUGCAACUGAAUGGGUGCACUCUGCUAUGGAAUUAAUAGCAAUGUUAUGAGUUCAUUUUUAACAGGGUCAAUCAGUUCACACAUGAUUCUGCUGAAUCUAUGACGGCUUAUCCUGUAGUAUCAGAAAAGUGAGCUCAACCUCCUGAUAUCAAAGCAAUCGCAGGAAAAAUUUAAUUUUCUACUCAGGUUCUGCUUAGAUAUAUUCAUAACACAGUGCGUCAUUCGAGCGCUUAGUACAAAACAUCACACAGAAACACAACCAACAGAUGUUGCAUCCAAACAAGAAAUAAUCAUGUCAGAAGUGAGAGAAGGUGCAAUACAUUCACAUAAAAAGAAGAAAUGACUAUCACACUAAAAAGGUGCGUCAGCUUCUUAGCACUGUAAUCUCAAACACCCAAACUUCGGGAAGUGUCCUUCGCUCCCACAGUUGCUGGACAUGCUGAUUUUCUAAAUUAGCAGGUCCAAAUACUACACUAGAAAGAAAACUAGUAGUGCACAUGGUUCAAAUGUACUUCAUGAACCUUGCUUUCUGUGCAUUGUUCUUAU
Messenger RNA from Marchantia polymorpha subsp. ruderalis, 3022 nucleotides. The record is from the annotation of a GenBank genome assembly. NCBI's taxonomy places the organism in Eukaryota, Viridiplantae, Streptophyta, Marchantiopsida, Marchantiales, Marchantiaceae.